Molecule: messenger RNA, 375 nt
Organism: Torulaspora delbrueckii
Lineage: Eukaryota; Fungi; Ascomycota; Saccharomycetes; Saccharomycetales; Saccharomycetaceae
Gene: SEN15
Product: Sen15p
Exons: 1
Coding region: 1-375 (124 amino acids)
Biological process (GO): tRNA-type intron splice site recognition and cleavage; tRNA splicing, via endonucleolytic cleavage and ligation
Cellular component (GO): tRNA-intron endonuclease complex
Molecular function (GO): nucleic acid binding
Source: RefSeq, a predicted model, not a curated record
AUGCCCAUUGAUGGGGAUGCUGGAAGUAUUGUAACCCUGGUCAGGAACAAUCUGGCACAUUAUCAAUUGUGGGCUGAUGUGGUCAUCAGUGAUCGGACAAUGGCUUGGAGAGAUCAGACGCUUUGUCUGAUCACUGGCAGGCCAACUCAGAAAUUGAGUCACGAUGACGAAGACGAGAUCGCUACUGAGUACGUUUUGCCAGUGGAGAUGUCGCAGUACAAGGGUGGCUACGUAACUCUUGAGUGUUUAGAUAAGGUAUUUGAUCAAUUGUGUCCAACUACGGCCAAGAGACUUACGUUGGCAAUAGUUAAUGAUGACGGUACGGUGGCUUUCUAUUUUGUGUACAAAGGUUUACAUAAGCCAAAGAGAAAUUGA